Molecule: messenger RNA, 9647 nt
Organism: Alosa sapidissima (American shad)
Lineage: Eukaryota; Metazoa; Chordata; Actinopteri; Clupeiformes; Clupeidae
Gene: myo16
Product: myosin XVI
Exons: 35
Coding region: 413-6442 (2009 amino acids)
Biological process (GO): phosphatidylinositol 3-kinase/protein kinase B signal transduction; neuron projection morphogenesis; negative regulation of G1/S transition of mitotic cell cycle
Cellular component (GO): myosin complex; perinuclear region of cytoplasm; nucleoplasm
Molecular function (GO): ATP binding; actin filament binding; cytoskeletal motor activity
Source: RefSeq, a predicted model, not a curated record
CGGGCUUAGGAGAACUGUCCGUCACCGGAGCUACAAUAACACGUGUGGCGGUCAUGGUCGGCGAGCGGCGGGUAGUGUGAGUGUGGCUGUGUGUGAGAGUGUGAAUGACUGCGCUCCAGAAACACUGCCUCCGACGCAGUGUGCAGGGACCGGCAGAAGGCGUGUGCGUUAAGACUUACCCGCUAACCGCUACAUUCGCUUUCUCCGCACUGUCACUACUUCUGAUACUACUACUACUACUACACUGCAAUCCGAUCUGCCGUUAAAUAAUGUACGCGAAGCUAAACCAAAUAUCGCAGGCAAAAACGCGCUGAAUUAUGCAUGUACCGGCAUAGCCAGUUUGAGCGGUAACCUGUAGCUGCAGCGCUCGAAUCAGCCUGGGAAGAACAGACCCGAAGGGAGAAUAAGAAAAAUGUCACAUUAUCAUUUCAUCAAAUGCUGUUGCUUCCAGCUAUGUAACGUCUUUCGCUCGCAGAACAUGGAGAUUGACCAGUGUCUGCUGGAGUCUUUGCCCCUGGGCCAGCGGCAGCGGCUGGUGCGUCGCAUGCGUUGCGACCAGGUCCGCGCCUACUACGAGCGCGAGCGCGCCCUGCAGAAGCAACAGUGCCAGCUCCACGGCGCCAGCGGUGCCACGACCGCCACCGCAGCGGGCACCACCACCACCACCACCGCUCCCAGUGCCAGUGCCAAAGCCCGCGGCACAGGCCACCGCAAGAAGCAACGUGUCACCUUCCCACUGGCCAGCGUGAUCCAGGACGCCGUCAUGAGGCAUGACGACAAAGAAGUGUUGAAGCUGUUGAAGGAGGGGGCUGAUAUCAACACCCCACUCUCCUCAGGAGGCUCUCUGCUACAUCUGUGCGCUCGCCAUGACAACGUGUUUGCGGCGGAGGUCCUGAUUGAGCGCGGGCUGAAUGUGAACCUGCAGGACGAGGACCUGUGGACGGCUCUCCACGUGGCCUGUGCCUGCGACCACCCAGACAUGGUGCUGCUGCUGCUGCUGGGGGCUAACGUGCUGCUGCAGGACGUGAACGGGAACAUUCCACUGGACUACGCCACCGAGGGGAUGGAGAGCCGCUACAUCCUGCAUGCCCACCUGGAGGAGAAUGGAGUAGACCUGAGCUCACUCCACCUUAUGAGGACCCAGAGGUCAUCCACUAUGCUGUCUGAUGUUCGGCAGCUGGUCAGUACAGGAGCCAGUCUAAACCAGCACAAUGAGGAAGGUGUCACACUGCUCCAUAUGGCGUGCGCCAGCGGCUAUAAGGAGGUGGUGUCCUUGUUGCUGGAGAGCGGCGCUGAUCCCCAGGUGGCCGACAACAACUACUGGACCCCCCUCCACCUGGCCUCCAAAUACGGACAGACACGCAUUGUCAGCCAGCUGUUGAAAUACAAAGCCGACCCAACUCUCCUCAACUGCAGCCAAGACAAAGCCUCAGAUGUUGCUGCAUCAGACCAUAUUGCAGACAUGCUGCUGAGGGCGGAGGAAUUCUGGGUGCAGCGCCAUAAGGACCCUGGGGUAGCCUUACCCAUGCCUGAUGAGAACUGUGAGGACCUCGCUCAGGAUGUGGCCACACCUGUUAAGAAGCUGGCGCCCCUGGCAGUGCCCAUCUCUAAGCGCGACAGUCUGCUGGAGAAGGACCACAUGUUCCGAGACGUAGCAGGAGCCCUGAGCAGACAGCCUUCUCAGGACAACGGCCUGGACGGACCAUACCCCAGCGCCACCAGCAAACUGGAGCAGGUGAAGCUGAUGCCCCCGGCGCCCAAUGAUGACCUGGCCUCCCUGAGUGAGCUGACGGACAGCAGCCUCCUCUACGAGAUGCAGAAGCGCUUUGGAAACGACCAGAUCUAUACUUACAUCGGACACAUCCUCCUGCUCGUCAACCCAAACAAGGACCUCCCUAUCUACUCUACCCUUGUGAGUCAGCUGUACCUGAGCUCCACUGGCCGCCUGUGCUCCUCCCUCCCGCCCCACAUCUUCUCCUCGGCUGAGAGAGCCUAUCACAUGAUGCUUCAGGAGCGACGCCCACAGUGCUUCAUCAUCAGUGGUGAGAGUGGUUCUGGGAAGACUGAGGCCUGUAAACACCUUCUGAAGCACCUGGCCGCUCGUUCCAGUCCCAAAGGCUUUGCCCUGGAGCCAAGGAUGAAGCAUGUCGACUGUGUGCUGGAGGCAUUUGGUCACGCCAAGACCCCGAUGAACCCCAACUCCAGCCGCUUCACCAAGCUUGUCACCGUCCACUACUGUGAAAAGAGAAGGACUAUUCUAAGAGCGCGUGUGCACACACACAUGCUGGAGAAGUCGCGUCUGAUCUGCCCGCCGCGGCAGCAGCUGAACUUCAGCGUGUUCCACCUGAUGGCCGAGGGGCUGUCCGCUGAGGAGAAGAGCAACCUGUACCUCAACAACCUGCUCACUCACAGGUUCUUGAGUGGCACAGGGGCAGGUGAGGCACCCGCGGUGGGCACUGCCAGUACCCAGAGCCGAGAGAGACUGACAGCCCUGAAGCAGUCCCUGCGAGCCCUCGGACUAAACAAACUGCAGGUGGAGAAUCUGCUGGUGGUGCUGUCGGCCCUGCUGCACCUGGGGGAUGUGCGCUUCACCUCCCUGGGCGACACCGACGCGGCCCUCCCCUCUGACCUGCAGCUGCUGGACAGAGUCUCGUGCAUGUUACAGGUGAAUCCAGACGAUCUCGGUGCAGCCCUCACUUCCGACGUCCAGUAUUUCAAAGGUGAUGUGAUCACCAGGCGUCACACAGUGGACAUGUCCAACCACACCAGGGACCUGCUAGCCAAAGCAGUCUACAGCCGCCUGUUCAGCUACCUGGUCAACAACAUCAACUACUACCUACAGGGCCCAGACGACACCGUGGGAGACCCUGCCCUGGAGAUUAGCAUCCUGGACAUCUUUGGCUUUGAGGAGUUCCAGAAGAACAGCUAUGAGCAGCUCUGCAUCAACAUGACGAGUGAACGGAUCCAGCAGUACGUCACAGAGGUGCUGUUCCAGCAGGAGCAGCAGGAGUGUCUGCAGGAGGGCAUCGCCUCGGAAACGCUGCGCUCCCCUGGCAACCAGACGGCUGUGCUGGACUUUUUCUUCAAGAAGCCCCAGGGUGUGCUGAGUGUGGUGGAUGAGGAGAGCCAGGCCCUGCGCUGGUCCGAGCACAGCCUUUACAAGCGGCUGCAGAGCCAGCUGGACACCAGUGGUUCCACUGAUGCUGUCUCCCUGACCACUAAAGACGGCAAUGGCAACCCUCCGCCCAAAGAUCAGGGGCCGUCUUUCACUGUCUCGCACUACGCUGGCAAGAUGACCUAUGACCUGACGGGCUCCCUGGAGAGGAACAGAGACGCCCUACCUCAGAAUGUUCUGUUUGUCAUGAAGUCCAGUGAGAGUGUGCUGGUCCAGCAGCUGUUCCAGUGUAAGCUGACUCAGACAGGCUCUCUGGUGCCUCCUGCCCACCACUGGCUCAACCUGCGCGGGCCCAAAGCAGGCCUCCUCCUGCAGAAGAGCCCCACACCCACCCCCUACACCGCCACCACCACCACCACCCGAGACCACAAGAAGUACCUGGAGCUCAGCAAGCUGGUCAAGAAGAAGGCAGGCAGCGGGCUUCUCCAGAGGCUGGACAGGGGUAGCCCCAUCACCAUGGCAACCCAGCUCAGGAACUCGCUGUUGGAGAUCACCAGCCGACUGCAGAGCUGCACGCCUCACUUUGUCCAGUGCGUGCGUCCCAACGCCGGCGGUCAGCCCGACGCCUUCCACAGCGCCCACGUGUCCACUCAGCUCCAGUACGUGGGCGUGCUCGAGAUGGUGCGCAUGAUCCGCUACGGCCACCCCGUCCGCCUUCCCUUCCACGCCUUCAUCAGCAGGUACAGGGAUCUGGUGGACACCACCCUCGGUGAGCGGAGGAAGCUGCCGGCGGAGGAGCGCUGUAGACACGUGCUGCAGCACUGCAAGCUCCAGGGCUGGCAGAUGGGCAGCAGUAAAGUGUUCCUGAGGUACUGGCAGGCUGACCACUUGAAUGACCGCUGCCAUCAACUUCACAAAAAAAUUGUCACCUGCCAGAAAGUGGCACGGGGCUGGUUGGUGCGCAAGCGUGUGCGGCGUCGCCUGACCGGCUCCAGCCAGCGCGGAGGCCGCAGCGGAAGCACCAGCGGCUGCAGCGCCCAGCGCUUCCUGCAGGGGGCCGAAGAGCUCGGCCUGCGCGCCUACGACAGCCUGGUGCUCCAGAACGCCUCGGACAUCGCCCGCGAGAACGACCGCCAGCGAGGGGCGCCCGCUACCGGACCGCAGCCCCUUGGCGAGAGGCCCGAACCUGUGGGCAAGGAGGAGGACUCCCCCAAGAGGCCUGUGGAGAAGUGUGGCCGAGCCCACCGGCACUUCCGCUCCAGCUCAGUGCCGCUCCCCCUGCAAGUGGACAACUUGGUACACUCUGCCGCCGCUGGCUCCUCCGUCAAACCUGCAGCCCUGCAGCCCGUGGUGGGCCACGCCAACGAGGAGGGGGGUGGAGGCGGCGGUGGAGUCGGAGGGGCGUCGUCUCCGCGGAAGCAGCCGCCCCCUAAGCCCAAGCGGGACCCCAACACGCGCCUGAGCGCCUCGUACGAGGCAGUGAGCGCAGGACUGUCCAUCGCGCCCAAAGACAGCCCCGCCGAAGGCUGCCAGGCCUCCCCCGCAGGCAGUCCCCCCAAAACUCAGCUGUCCCCCUCCGACCUCUCCACUGACCUGUCCAAGCCACGGCCGCACAGCGACGACUACAGCACCAUGAAGAAGAUCCCGCCUCCCAAGCCCAAGCGCAGCCCCAACACCAAGCUGACCGGCUCCUACGAGGAGAUCUCGGCUGUCCCCCUGCAGCGCCCCACCGACAUGAAGCUGGCCUUGCUGACCCGUGCCGGACACCACCACCACCCCCACUGCCUGGGCGUCCACCAGCGUGCAGCCUCCGUGGACGGGCCGCACGCGCCGGCCUCGCUCAGCCUGUACCGCUGCCCGGACGACGAGGACGUCUACAUCGAGAUGGUGGGCAAUGGGUCGCACCGGGCGCACAGCCUGCCCGAGACGGACAACCCGGAGACGGGCGAGGCCGUGUACGAGGAGAUGAAGUACUACCCGGCCGAGGACGGCGGCCUGCCUGGGUCAACAGGAGCGGUGGUUCCCGUGGCAACAAAGCAGCCUCAGGCCCAUGCCGUUCGGCCUGAGACCCUGGAGCCCCUGGUCCAGGGUCUGGAGGUAAAGAGGGUGGCCGGGACUGGACCGGGGGUCGGGAUAGGGACGGCCGAGCUCUCUGCCUUCCUUCCGCCCAAGCAGGGAGGCGGCGGCGCCAAAGACGCGGCGUCCUGCGAAAUCCCGGCACCCUUCCCCAACCUGCUCCCGCACCGGCCGCCACUGCUGAUCUUCCCGCCAUCGCCGGUCACCUGCUCGCCAGCCUCGGACGAGUCGCCGCUCACCCCGCUGGAGGUCAAGAAGCUGCCCGUCUUCGAGACCAACCUCAACUACAGCCAGGAAGGCGGCAGUAGCCCCCUCUCGCCGCAGUACGCCCGCCAGAGGGCCGACUCCUCCCCGAGCCUGUCCGUCCUCCUCCCGGAUAGGUCCACUCCGCCCUUGACCCCUCCCCCAGCCCCGGCUCCACCAAUCAGUGCCGCGCUCCCGCCGCCGGCAGCACCGCCUCCUCCUCCCUACCGGCCUCCAUCCCACUUCCCCUUCCCGCCCGAGCCGGGCUUCCUGACGCUGACCCGGGGUCACAGCGGCUCGGUGGACGCCACCUGCACCAACAACCCCACUCCUCCACUGUCUGCUGGCGUCGGUACGGGAGGCGGGAAGCCGCCGUACUCGCCGGUGAAGGGCGGCCCGUCCUCAUCGUCGUCGCGGCCCGAGCCCCGCAGGGCCCACUCCUGCUCGUCGUCGCCGCUGCUCUUCAACCCGGCCAACGGGCGCCCGCUGACCAGCCCACUGGACGAGCUCAACACGCUCUUCAGCUCCGGACGCACCCUGCUGCGCAAGUCCACCACCGGACGCAAGAUGCGCGACAGCGGGUUCAACUCCAACAUCAACCUGCCAGGUCGUGACGAGCAGGGCCCCACCUGCCUCUCCCCGCAGCUCCAGGACAAGAACGCCAACACCCACAACCACCACAACCACCACUCGCCCAACUCGCCCAGCCCCGCGCCCAGCGACAACGGCAACCAGCUCUCCAACGGGUCGUUAGAGGAUGAGGGACAUCCCAAGUCAAAUGGCUCCAGCGCCACAUUGCAGCACAGACACUUGGACAGCCAUCAUACCCAGCUGCUGCAGAGGCUGCGUGCAUGUGAGGAGGAUAGCGCCGCCCUACAGGACCUGCUGCUGUGGCGCCGGGCGCUCUGCGAGUCUCGGCCGGACUGGCAGCACCUGCUGCAUCCCCACACGUCCCCCACCAUCCUGCUCAAGAACAAGGCUCACAUGAGCAAGAAGGCCUCACCCUAGUGGCCCCAAACAGACACCACACACACACACACACACACACACACACACACAAACACACAAACACACACACUCCACAUACAGACAUACAUCCGCCCAGGACUGAUUGCUAUUGGCCCAUCCUCACAUGCUCCCGCCUACCUCCUGCAGGUCUAGUUUGGGGAUUGAUCAAUCAUUCAGAUGUGGGCGGGGUGGAAUGUGGGGGCGGGGUCAGGUGAUCUGGCUGGACUACUGGGUGAAAAGAAAGAGAGAGGGACACAAAGACUCUCUUUCCUUCUCUGUCUCUUUCUCUCUCACUCCUAUCACUCCAUUCUCCCCAUAUGUUUGUUCCUAUUAUGUUUGAAAGACACAGAUGAGAAAAGGUGUGUGGUGUGUGUGUGUGUGUGUGUGAGGGGUGGAGGGGGUGGUAGUCUCUCCAACCGCACCUACGGCUGAGUGGGACCAAAAACAGCAUGGCGCCUUGGAAGGCCCACCACUGCCAGGCCUCCAUGCCCAGGGAUGGAGCUUCGUCACUGGGCUGAACCCCCUGCUUGACUGGAGCUCUCUCCCACAGACCAAACCAUCAUUUCAUAUGAGCGCCUUGGGGGGGGGGGGUCAAAGGAGCAUCCUUCUCACCUUAAGAGUCAUCAUCAUCAGCACAUACCUCCUGCAUCCAGUGUUCCUCUCUGUUGCUGUCUUCAGGAGUUAGUGGUCAGUGUUCGAGAGCUUGUGACCGUAACUGGUGCUGAAUUACGCCGAGAUGUUAGUGUGACGGGCAUCUUUGAAGUUUACAAAAACAUGAAAGAAAAGCAAACAGGAACAUUUACAUGAUAUUUGUUGUGGGCAGAUGUUGUGUCCUCUGACAUCUGGUGUGCUCAAGCUUUGUUUUUAUUAUUGUUAUUACUAUUAUUGUUUGUGUGAUUGUUUUUAUGUAUUUAUGUUUUUGGUUUAUUUGCUUCCAAGCGAUGACUCUUCUUCAGGUUAAAACAUGCGACGCAGCUUCGCUUUCAGGCUUUCCGCUGGUGCUUAUAUGACCAUCUGACUGGUCUGAUUCGUUACCCUGACAACCCCUCCUCUGGUUCCCCCAACACACACCGUUCGUUUCAGGGAAACUUCAGAGAAUACCACAAGGUGCACUUUAAAUACUUUGCGUGCCACCAACCAACCAACACCACCACCAGCAGGACCCUCUUCAUGCCUAGCCAACAUCACGCAGCAGAAGUGUAGCUCAGCACAUAUGCAUGCACACACAUACACACACACACACACACACACACACACACACACACACACACACACACACACUCACAGAGCCAGAGCCAGACACACCCCUGCAGAUAUGUAUUCAUUGCUAGUUAGCCUCUAAAGAUGCAAGUGAAUAGCUUUUAGCUUUUAGCUCAUUAGCUUUUAGCUUUAGCGUGUGAAAAGGCCCAUUGAGCAGCAGUGAGUAGAGUCCUAGCUUUGUCCACUAUUGUCCACAUGCUACAGGUGCAUGGGCCAUCCCACACAGUUGCUUUCCCAGCACUAAAUACACACCAACAAGUUAUUCUUUCAAGUGGCAAAAGACAAAAAUACAUAAGACACUGCACAUGCAGGCAUACAUACAAAUCAAACACCUUCGACUUCAGAUGAUGACCAAGCUCAAGUGUACAGACAAUAUCCCUCACUGUCAGUUCUAAACCUGUGGAACUCUUCAAGUUUUUGUUUUUGUUGUUGUUGUUCAGUAUACAAAAAAGUUUGCCUGUCUGAAAAGAAGAGACGAAAAGAGAAUAUGCAUAAAAAAACAAGACAAGAUUCUUUCAUCUAGUUCAUCCAGAGUCUAUAGGCACAUAAGACAAGAAAUAUUUAGACUUUCCUUUGCGAUUGACUCUUGUGGAAGGCCCUGUCAAAACCCACUCAUGGAGAGCCACCAGGAGUCCACUGGAUCAGUAUCCCACAAGGACUCACCCAAUCCUGGGUAGCUACAGCUCGUUCCAGGGGUUGCACUUCUGGAGCUCAUGGCAGGAGUGUGAAUUCUGCAUAGAGCAAUGGGAUCAGUGGAAGAACAAUUGGAAGGCUCGAGGUUUAUCAACCGAAGGGGAGUGGAGUGAGGAGGACAGUAUCAAUGGACGAUCUGCCAUGAAUGCAAGGACAUAGAAUGAAUGUGAGGGCUUACUGCAAUGAUAGAAAGGGUGCAUUAACUGCAAGGGGUGUAUUUUUGAAAUGUGAAUGUUCUCUUUUAUCUUUUUUCAGGGGGUGGGGUCUGUAAUGAAACUGAACGAAUGAAUGAUUUUCAGUCAAUGAAUGAUUGAAUCCCAACCCCUAGCAGUUUGUCUUUUAAUGUUCACAGAACGUUUUUUGUCUCUCUCUCUCUCGUUUUAACGUUCCAGCUUUGAAGAGAAAAAUGUCAACUUCAGUUGCACAUCAUUGCUAUGAGUCAGAAAAAAAAAACACUUCUGUUUCACUGAAAGGAAACACUGUCUCUGUUUUGCAAUACAUUGCAAAUGCACCUUGAUGAAAAGUACAUAUUAACAUUAGACUGCUGUGACACCCACAUUACUGAGUCAUGUGAGUGGAAUAAGGAAGUUGAGUACAAUGGGGAUGGAGAUUCACCAUCUGGCCACACACAGUGUCACUAUAUGUGUAUUACGUAUCUCUGUUCUUCUUGCCAUAGACUUCCUGUAAACAUAUCAGUAGUUUACAGUUGCCAUGGGUUUUUUGAUAGAUCAACAACCCUUGUCCUUACUCCCACUGCUCACAUGAUUGAGAUAGUGUAUGGCCAGUUACUGAACAGUGCGGCGCACACGCAUCAAAUGGCAUAACCCCCAGACCGGAAGUGAUGUCAUCUACAUCUGCAUCUCGGGCGCUUGUCUUAGUUGUCUUCCCCGGUGCUGUUGACUGUGACAGUGUCGAUUCCCACAGGAGGUUGGCUCCUAAUGGCGGAGCUGCAGCUCUCCAGUCUGAAGUGCCCUCGGCAUCUCCUGCUGGGUUUGUUUGCGUCAGCGCCGCUGAUUUUCCUGAGAUGGGAAUCAAUCCCUCGCCAAUACUCAUCUAAACGGCUCAUUGGCUGGAGAAGGUGUGUAAUAAGCAUGUUGCACAUGCACGGUGAAAGAUGCCAUUCUACACUCAGACCCCUGAGACCCAGGUUAAUCGUAAUUUACACUUAAAACCAGCUCGACCUUGAGCACAAGCGUGACGUGGGCAGAGCAGAACAAGUGUUGGACACAGUUCAGGCUCAAGAACGCACACA